AUGGCUACCAAGGAAGCGGUCACUCACUCCUCUGGGGAGAAAGAGGAGACGGGAACCGACACGCCUUCCAGCAGCGAAGAUGCUCAUGACACUAUAAACACGCCUGAUAAAGGGGUGUCUGACCCUUCUCCCCCAUCGGAACCGAAGAAAAGCACCAUCGAAGCACAAGACUCUCGCCUGACGACGAGCACCAGCAACCAGAGGCCGUACUCGGCCUUCUCCAACCGCGCCAAAUGGUUCAUCGUGACCAUGACCGCCAUGGCGUCCUUCUUCUCCCCCUUGUCCGGCCAGAUCUACUAUCCGGUCCUCCCCAUCCUGACCAGGACGUACCACCUCUCAUCGUCGCUGAUCAACGUCUCCAUCACCACGUACAUGGUCUUCCAGGGCCUCGCGCCCAGCUUCAUGGGCACCUUCUCCGACGCCAGCGGGCGACGGCUGGGCUACAUCCUGGCCUUCACCAUCUACACGGCCGCGAACAUCGGGCUGGCGCUGCAGGAUAGCUACGCCGCCUUGCUCGUCCUGCGGUGUCUGCAGAGCGCGGGGAGCAGCGGCACCGUCGCGUUCGGGUACGGCGUCAUUGCCGACAUCGUCACCACGGGCGAGCGUGGGAAGUUCUUUGGGCCCAUGGCGGCCGGGGUCUUGACGGCACCCGCCCUCGGACCGACCAUUGGGGGUCUUUUGACGCAGUUCUUGGGCUGGAGGGCCGUGUUCUGGUUCCUCACCAUCAUCAGUGGCGGCUACCUGGUGGUGUACAUCAUUCUGAUGCCCGAGACGCAUCGCAAGAUCGUCGACGACGGGAGCAUCGUGCCGUACCAGUGGUGGCGCCAGUCCGUCGUGCAGUACAUCGCCGGCCGCCGGCGGCUGAAGCGAAUGAGCGCCGACGAGAGGCACAACUACGAGCAGACGCGGCAGGCCCUUGCUGAGAAGCAGCGAGACGCGAGGAUCCGGUUCCCCAACCCGCUCGGGUCCUUUGUCAUCCUCACGAACCCCGACGCGUUCUGUCUCAUCCUGUACACCGGCAUCAUGAUGUUCAGCAACCUGGUUCUGAUGACGAGUACCCCGACCGUGUUUCCCAGACUCUAUGGACUCAACGAGCUGCAGGUGGGGUUGUGCUUCUUACCACUCGGUAUCGCUGCGAGCAUCGGCUCCAUCUGCAACGGCCGCCUGCUUGACUGGAACUACCAGCGGACUGCCCGCAGGCUGGGGGUGAUGGUGGACCGCAAGCGGGGCGACGACCUGCGCGCAUUCCCGAUCGAGCGCGCACGCCUGCAGGCCGUGUUCUUCUUCCAGGCCGUGCAGGUCGCGGCGCUGGCGCCGUACGGGUGGGCGCUGCAGCGCCACGCCGCGCUGGCCGUGCCGCUGGUGCUGCAGUUCGUGCUGGGCUUCAGCCUCGUGGUCGCCUCCAACUCCAUCAGCACCCUGCUCUCCGACAUCUACCCGGGCAGCGUGUCCACGGCCUCGGCCGCCUCCAACCUGGUCCGCUGCCUCUUGGGCGCCGUUGGCGCCGCCGUCGUCGACGACAUGCUCACCGGCCUGGGCCUGGGCUGGUGCUUCUUCCUUGUCGCCAUGCUCAUGGCCGCUGCCACGACGUUGCUCUGGGUCGAGGUCCGCUGGGGCAUGGGCUGGCGGCAGAAGCGGUGGCGCAAGCUGGAGGAGAAGAAGAAGCAGGCCGAGCGGGAGAAGAGUGGGCAGGCUUGA
Messenger RNA from Fonsecaea erecta, 1698 nucleotides. RefSeq lists its product as hypothetical. Bases 1 to 1698 code for a protein of 565 amino acids. The transcript has 2 exons. The record is from RefSeq and is a predicted model, not a curated record. Gene Ontology annotation, biological process: transmembrane transport. Lineage: Eukaryota; Fungi; Ascomycota; Eurotiomycetes; Chaetothyriales; Herpotrichiellaceae. Gene Ontology annotation, molecular function: transmembrane transporter activity.